Ornithorhynchus anatinus (platypus) is the source of this 6309-nucleotide messenger RNA. RefSeq lists its product as uncharacterized. The coding region runs from base 156 to 5984 and encodes 1942 amino acids. The record is from RefSeq and is a predicted model, not a curated record. NCBI's taxonomy places the organism in Eukaryota, Metazoa, Chordata, Mammalia, Monotremata, Ornithorhynchidae. The transcript has 27 exons.
GAGAAGGGACCUGAUUGGAGGCAGGUUCGGCAUCCCUCCAAAUUUCAGCCAACCUCCCUCCCCCCGUUUGAGAUUUUUCACCGCCGCUGUCCCCGGACCGCACUCCUCCUCAGAGGCAGAAUUCCCAGGCGGCAGAGAGCCGGGAACUCCCGGGAAUGCGGCACCUGGUCACCCUGCUCCUCGUCGCCACCCUGCCCGGGAUGGGCACGGAAGGAGUCGAUGCGGCGGGCCCCAUUCUGGAUAGUUCCUUAUUUCCUCUUAGAGCUCCCAACUUGGCCCUCUGGAAAGAGACGUUCCAGAUGGAUUCGGCCAGCGGCGGCGGGGCCGUGGACGGCUCCCCCCUGUGCCGCUCGGAAGCGGACGAGUGCAGCUCCACCGGGAGGGAGCGCGAUCCGUGGUGGAUGGUCGAUCUGAACGCCUCGUACCCCGUCUUCGUCGUCGUCGUCACCAACCGGGCCGACUGCUGCCCGGAGCAGAUCCGGGGAGCCGAGAUCCGGAUUGGGAAUUCCUGGGAGAGAGGGGGCACCGGGAACCCCAGGUGUGCCGUGAUCCCCGCCAUGGGGCUGGGAGAGACGCUCCUGUUCACUUGCCACCAAAUGGAAGGACGCUACGUCACGGUGACCGUCCCCAACCGGGAAGCGGAGCUGGGCCUGGGAGAAGUGCAAGUGAUCGGCAACCCCGGAAACUGCGUGGACCACAUUGCUCCAGCCCGAUGCUAUUCCUUGAUCCCUAUCACAGCCCCCAACCUGGCCUUGGGCAAAAUGGCCUUCCAGUCCAGCACCGAGUCACCGCUGACCCCGGCCAGGAAGGCCAACGAUGGGUCCCUGUCCAGCUACCAUCGUGACAGGUGGUGCUCCGGGACCCGGACGGAAGCCGGCCCGUGGUGGAUGGUGGACCUGAAGGCGACGGUCAAGGUGUCCUUCGUGGUCAUCACCAACCGAGGAGACUGCUGCGAAACUCAGAUCGACGGGGCCGAAAUCCGGAUCGGGGACUCGGCCGCCGACGGAGGCAGGGCUAAUCCCAGGUGCGCCGUGGUGCACUCCAUGGGCAAGGCCGAGACGCGACCUUUCUUCUGCGAAGGCGGGAGAGGUCGGUACGUGUCCGUCAUCAUCCCGGACCGGACGACUUGGCUUUCCCUCUGUGAAGUACAAGUAUUUAGUGAACCGUGGAAAUACACUGUCCGCACCGCUCCUGGCUCAAACUCUUCCUUGGUCCCCAUCAAACCCCUCAACCUGGCCCUUGGGAAACCGACCCGGCAGUCCACGGCAACCGGCGGCGGAUCCGGCGCCAACGACGGCUUCAAGGGGGGACGCUGCGCACACACCGCCAAGAUGGACCUCCCCUGGUGGACGGUGGACUUGAAUUUCUCCUACAGCGUGGAGUUUGUGGCCGUAACCAACCCAGGAAACUGCUGCACGGCUGGCUUGGACGGAGCGGAAAUCCGGAUCGGGGAUUCCACUGCAAAUGGGGGCCUCGCCAACCCCAGCUGUGGGGCAAUCUCUCCCAUGGCCCUCCAGGAAACGUUGACCCUCAACUGUGCCGGAAUGAAAGGUCGGUACGUCACGGUAGCCCUCCCCAAGAACAGCAGCGAACUCGUCCUCUGCGAGGUGCAGGUGUUCGGUGAGCCGUGGAGAUUUAACGUGCUUAAGGGUGAAGAAUGGAAAAAGUUUCACGAGCUCCAAGACAAGACUUCGGCUCCCAAUGUAGCCGUCGGAAAAGCCGUUCGCCAGUCCAGCACUUUUCAGGAGGAGUGGGGGCCGGAGAAAGCCAACGACGGAUCCUUGGGGAGCAACCUCCUGGCGGGGGAGUGCACGCACACCAACAGGGAGUUAGAGCCCUGGUGGAUGCUGGAUUUGAACUCCUCCACCUGGUUGUCAUUCGUGGCCCUCACCAACCGGGGUGACUGCUGUGCGGAGAGAAUCCUCGGGGCCGAGAUCCGCGUCGGGCCCUCGGCCGAGGACGGCGGGAAGGGGAACCCCAGAUGUGCUGUUGUGCCGUCGAUGGCCCCAGGAGAGACGGUCUCUUUUAACUGCUUGGGAAUGAAAGGUCGCUACGUCACCGUCUUCAUACCUCGGCGAGAGGAAAUCUUAAGCCUGUGCGAGGUCCAGGUGUUCGACCUGACGAGCCGGUUUUACUUUCCCCUGGAAGGAGUGGUCCGUGAAGGCACCGGUUUCCCACUGGUAAACCUCGCCCUCGGGAAGGAGGCCUCCCAGUCCAGCGUGUACCGGUCCGCGGGGGCCGGCAAGGCCAACGACGGCAUCCUGCUGAGCAGCUUCGUCAAAGGGGGCUGCUCCCUCACCGAACGGGAUCGGGAACCGUGGUGGAUGGUGGACUUGAACUCGACCUUCAGCGUGUCCUCCGUGGCCAUCACCAACAGGGGGGACUGCUGCCACAAGCGCAUCAACGGGGCCGAGAUUCGCAUCGGGAACUCCGUGGAGGAGGGAGGGAGAGCGAACCCCAGAUGUGCCCAGAUUGGGUCCAUGAGGAGAGGGGAGACCCGCGGUUUCAGCUGCGGGGGCAUGGAAGGCCGCUACCUGACUGUGGUCAUCCCCAGGAGGACCGAGUACCUCAGCCUCUGCGAAGUGAGCGUCUUCGGGAUCCCCGGGGUCGCCCGGCCGGUGAGCCGACCGUCCGGCGGCGGACCGGACGCGGGGCCCCCGCCCUUCGGUCGAGGGUCCGAGGAGACGGGGCCCUUCAGUCGGUGCCGUCGGCGAGACCAAUGGGGUCGUGUCAGGCGGGGACGGUACCUCCGGACCGAACCUCGGGACGGCGUCACGCCUCCCGCGGAAGUGAGGGCUCUCGAUGAGGAGGAGGUCGCUACCGCAGAUGCCGACAGGCCCCCGAGGAGACGGUCUCCCCGGGAGGCCGGGUACAGGGUCCUGAGAGUCAGAGUCACCCAGGGGGGCUACACUAACUCGCAGCAAGGCUUGGAGGCGUGGUGGACGGCGAACCUGAACGCCACGGCCGCCGUCUCUUCCGUCGUGAUCGCCGAACGGGGAGACUGCUGCCUCGAGAGCCUCUGGGGGACCGUGGUCAGCGUCGGAUACUCGCCGGGGACGAGCGGCGGCAGAGGGAACACCAGAUGCGCCCCUAUCUUGUCCUCGGGGCGCGGGGCAACGUGGGUUUUCGACUGCAUGGGGCUGGAGGGCCGCUACGUGAUUAUCGUCAUCCCCGGCCAGAAGGUGCCUCUCGGCUCCUGUGAGAUCCAGGUGCUCGGCAAAGUCGUUCCCAAUCUAGCUCUGGGGAAACAAGCUAACCAGUCCAGCCUCGGGGACCCUCUGGGGACCCCCCAGAAAGCCAUCGACGGGCUGCUGGACGUCAACUUCGGCCACGGGAGCUGCACUUGGACGAAGAAGGAAUUCGAACCGUGGUGGAUGCUCGACUUGGGUUUGGAGGCCGUCGUGAAUUCAGUCACGAUCACCAGCCGGGGAGACUGCUGUCACACGUGGAUAGACGAGGCUGAGAUUCGGAUCGGUUCUUCCCCGGAGGACGGGGGCAAAAGGAACCUCAGGUGCACCACCAUCGCGUUCAUAGGGCUUGGAGAAACCCAUUCCUUUAACUGCGGUGGAAUGAAAGGCCGCUACGUGACCGUGGUCAUCCCUCAGAGGGCCGAGUCUCUCAGUCUCUGUGAGGUUCAAGUGCACGGCACCAUCGUUCACAAUUUAGCGCUGGGAAAAAAUUCUUCCCAGUCCAGCACCCUCAAGCACUUGGGGACGUCCAGCAAAGCCAACGACGGGAUCCUGAUCAGCCAUUUCGAGAAAGGUUCCUGCAUGCAGACCAAGCUGGAUUUCGAACCCUGGUGGAUGGUGGACCUGAAGGAGAGCCUGCCGGUGACCUCCGUCGUCAUCACGAAUCGGGGAGACUGCUGCGCCCGGCGGAUCAGCGGCGCCGAGAUUCGCGUCGGAGACUCACCGGAGGACGGCGGCAAAAGGAAUCCCAGAUGUGCCACCAUCACGUGCAUGGGCCCAGGCGAGACCCGGGAAUUUGCCUGCGGGCCAGCGAGAGGUCGUUUCCUGACCGUCACCAUCCCCGGGAGGAGAGAAUUCCUGACCCUCUGCGAGGUCCAGGUGUUCAGCUCCCCGGGGUCCUCCUUGCGGCCCACUCCUGAAGAGGAUGAAUGGGUUUUGAGCGGCGCUGCCGAUCUGAUGGUUGGGAAGACCACUUCCCAAUCCAGUGGCGGCCAGAUGCCGGGAUCCCCGCUGGCCUGGGACGACGGGUCGACGGGCUCCGCCGGGAAGCGGGGAUGCGUCUACACGAACCUGGAGUUCGAGCCGUGGUGGAUGGUGGACCUGGGGUCCCGUUCCAACAUCUCCCACAUCCGGAUCACCAGCCGGGGAGACUGCUGCGAGAACCGGCUCGGCGGCGCCGAGAUCCGCGUCGGGGACUCGCCGUGGCACGGGGGUCGAGCGAACCCGAGAUGUGCCCGGAUCACCUGCAUGGCCUUGGGAGAGACCCGUUCCUUCCGCUGUGAGGGGAUGCAGGGCCGCUUCGUCAGCGUGAUCAUUCCGGACCGCAGGGACCACCUCUCCUUCUGUGCGGUGCAAGUGUUCGGGACCUCGGAGAGCCGGGACGGUUCCUCCAGCCCCAUCGUCGUCUACCCCAUCCAAGGGGGCUCCUCCUAUCUGGUCCUGCCCCCGCUGCAGCCCUUGAAGUACUCCGCGUUCACCCUGUGCAUGAAGAUGGGCCCGCCCCAGCGGGUCGGGGACCCGGGCCCCCCGAGGCCGGAUGGCGGCAGCUACCGCUUUGCCAUGGAGGGCCAGUCCGUGCGCAUCUCUCUGCCGCCGGCGACGCCGCCCGAGAGCCACGUCUGCGUCACGAAGGACUCCGACGCCGGGCUGGCCACCUUAUGGAUCGACGGGGUCCAGAGCGAAGACGGCGCCGCUCUCCCGGGCUUGCGCUUGGAGCCCCGGGGGGCGGCCACGCCGGACGGAAAAGGGAGGCCCGCUCGGCGCCACGUGGGGAGGCCGACGACGGUCCGCCGGGGAGGACCCGCGUCGGACCUCGGGGGGAGGCCCUCGCGGGCCCGGGGGCGGAGGCCUUCUCCCGACUGUGGUGGCGGCCCCGCUCCGGACUAUACCGGGAGACCUUCGCCGGACCGCGGCGACGGGCCCUCUCCGGGCCGCGGAGGAAGGCCCUCACCGGACUACGGCGGGGACCCAUGGCCCGACUCCGCUGGGAAGCCCUCUCCCGACUGUGGGGGGAGGUCCUUGCCGGACCACAGAGGGAGGCGCUCGCCAGAUCGCAGGGGGAGGAGGGACCCACCGGUCCGCCGGGGGACGCCCACCCUGGACCGUGGCGGGAAGUCUGCGCUGGGCCCUGAAGGGAAGCCCGAGGUAGACCAGAGAGGGAGACCCACGCUGGACCCCGGAGGGGGGCUCUCCCGAGCCCCCCGGGAGCACCCUUUGCUCGAUCACGUAGAGAGGCCCACUCCGGUCGAGGGGGUAAAUCCCCAGCUGGUCCUCAGAGGGAGAUCUAGGCCGGUCCUCGGAGGGAGGCCCUCGCUGGACCCCGAGGGGAAGCCUUUGAUGGACCAGACCGGGAGGCUCGUGCUGGACCGCGGGGGGAGGCCCACCCUGGGACAUAAAGUGGGGACCCUUCCGGACCCCGAGGAGAGCCCCGCGCUAGACCAGGAAGAAGAAGCCAUUCUGGGCCAAGGGGGGAGGCCCGCCCCCGCCCUCUCCCCGGGGGCUCCCCACUCGGUCGGCAACAUAUCCGACGUCCGCAUCUGGGAUCACGUCCUGCCGUCGGACGGCAUCUGGAACUUGUCCCGCGGUCUGUCCUCCCCGCAGGGAGAGGUUCUCCAGUGGGACAGCGUUCCGGGUCAAGUGGUGUUGGCGGCGGAGCCGUGUCCCCGGGAGCCGAGACCCUGCCCGGUCCCGUCUGGGCGGACCGAGCGGAGGGACCCUCGGGAUUGUUUCCGACAGCGCGGUCGAAGGGGCGGGGACGGGUCUUCCCUUCCUCGUCCUUGUCGCCCCCGACCCUAGGCCCCUCGAGGGCGGAGGCCGGCGUCUUUUCUUUCUUCUGCGAUUCCCCGCGUCCUACAACCCUGCCCCGACUGAUGCCGUCGAUACUGUCAGCUCGUGGCGGGCGGGGAAGUCUGCUUAUUGUUCUGUUGUGCUCUUCCAAGUGUUUAGUACGGUGAUUGGCACAUAGUAAGGGCUCAGUGAAUACUGAAUGAAUAAAUGAAUGAAUGAUGACCCUCUGCGCCUCAGCAGUUCAUCGUCUAUGCUGCUAAAAACUGGAUUUUCCCUCUUGGCACAUGUAGAAAGUGGAUCUUUCCAUAUUAAACGUUUAGUGAGAUCACUCUUA